GUCGAUAACCAUCAUCCUGUCUGUUGGUCUUUGCCUGCCACGACCAUUCUUUUCGCCCCUUCACGUCUCCAACCAGAAGUGCCUAGUGGCUGCGGAUUACUCUCAAUUUUAAUCUCGAGCUUGUCCCCUACACCUUCUCACAGGUUCGACGAGAGCUCCGACUUGCAACCACGAUCCAUACUCCUCGAACCAGUCCAAGUAAACAGCGUUCCACCUCGCUAGUAACGCAGCAAUCAAUCCAGAGUGACCGCUUGCCUGCAGCUUCGACCUUCCUGUGACCUCAUCUCAACCUUCGGAACUACCUUCGGAACGAAGAGCGAACAGUUUAGGCUGGACCUACGCUGUACUGUACCUCCACCACUAGGCGCAACCUUACAUCGAAACUCCUCUCCCUCUCCUCGCCCUCUCUGCACAAUCCACAACUAUCGUCUAGAGACUUUAUCAAGAUGGCAACUGGAUGGAGUCUCAUCAUCGGCCUCAUCGUCGUCGUAAUCGCCUCCGUUCUGGCCUGGAUCUUCAGCCCUAAGGGAGAGAACCAAACUGUCUUCAGAAGUACCUUGAUCUUGUCGUUCACAUGCUGUUAUCUCAUGUGGGCGAUUACGUUCCUCGCGCAGUGGCAUCCGCUUAUCACGCCCAAGAGGGCGGAUAUUCGGCCUGAUCGGGUGCCGGAGUAAUCUUUCUCUCUGGUUGUAUAGGUUGGGGUAUUUGGAGGUCGUUUGAAUGGGGUGGUGGGCUUUGGAGCGGAUAGUUUGGGUUUGGAUGGGGUAUGGUGGUUGAGUUCCGAUACUUAGACCGUGUCCCGCCUUGCUUGUUCACAGGCAAAACUGACGGGGUUUUGCCGAGUGGGCUAUUUUCGGGCUGCCCUCUUUUUUCUCAAUCUUGUAUAGGUAGGUUCUUUGUUCACAUGUUCAAGUUUUUCAUUUAAUUAUUAUUUUGAUGAGAAUUUUGCGAAUCGCAUCAUCAUUGUACCUACAUCUUAUUUUCUCUUACGGUGGGGCUUGUUCUACGUGUAUUGCAUAUGGACUUAUGGAGAAGUGGUAUAUAGAGGAGUCAAAUAAUCG
This is a messenger RNA of Aspergillus saccharolyticus JOP 1030-1, 1061 nucleotides long. RefSeq names its product V-type proton ATPase subunit E. Gene Ontology annotation, cellular component: vacuolar proton-transporting V-type ATPase, V0 domain. The coding region runs from base 447 to 674 and encodes 75 amino acids. The record is from RefSeq and is a predicted model, not a curated record. Gene Ontology annotation, biological process: vacuolar acidification; proton transmembrane transport. The transcript is spliced from 4 exons. Gene Ontology annotation, molecular function: proton-transporting ATPase activity, rotational mechanism. Lineage: Eukaryota; Fungi; Ascomycota; Eurotiomycetes; Eurotiales; Aspergillaceae.